Messenger RNA from Didymodactylos carnosus, 2398 nucleotides. The record is from the annotation of a GenBank genome assembly. NCBI's taxonomy places the organism in Eukaryota, Metazoa, Rotifera, Eurotatoria, Philodinida, Philodinidae.
UUACAAGCUCAAUUUUAUUUUGAAUGGAUAAUUAUUGAUUAGAAUUCUUUUGCAAUGUAUUUAAGGCAAAAUAAAACUGCCCCAAAAAUUCGACGGAAUCCGUAGCUACGACAUUGCAUGGCCGUUAAACCAAUACGUUCUAUUACGAGAACAUUGUUUCACCCUAUCACAUCAUUUAUUUAUUGAAUAGAACACUAAAGUUCUUUCGAGAUCUGCUAAACUUUUUUGGAUUAUAACCAAAGAAUAAAGAAACAACUCUGAUCUUUCAUGAUUGCUUAUUACCCCAUACAGUCCAUAUUGAACAGACUCUUUUCAAUGAAGAAAAUUGAAUGAUGAGAUCCUGAGAUAAGUUGAUGAAAAAAACAAUUAAACGAGUGCGGACAAAGUCUUUUUAGAUAAAAAGACUGAAUUAACUACUAGAAUUUAUGCACUAUAUUAAUAAACUGAUUGGAUGUUGCAUAGAGUUUUAAAGCAGUUUAAAGAACUUUUUUAAUUAGAAAGACAUAUAACAUUAUGAUGAAAUUUUUUGUUAGAACUAAUUUGUAUGAAAAACCUUUUUCUAUACGAACGAAUGUUUAUACUUCUGACGAUUCUGUCUUUGACUUGGAUUUUGUUUAUACUUACUACUUUUAUAUACUCUUCAGUCACGUUCACAUGUCCAUUUCGCCUCAGUCUGGUGUCUUGCAAAUAUUAUUUGAUUUGAUUUUCAAAAAUUCUCAUGCUUGAAUCAGAUUGAAACAAAAACCAAAUUGAGGCGAGAUGAACAUAUGAACGUGGUUUUAACUUUAUUUGUUUUCUCUUAUUGUCUCAGAUGGCAAAUUUACCAGCUGAUGCUAAAGUUCUAGAAGCUUUACCGUUGUAUGAGAAAUUGAAAAAUGAAUGGAAUCGUAAACCACCAAAUAUUGAAAAAUGUGAUGAAUUAUUACGAUCGUUGAAGAACUUAUUCGCUGAAGGUGGUUUUUAUCCGUCUGAUAUUAGUAAAGAUACACGUGGUUUGCUUAUUGCACGCGAUACAUUAGAAAUUGGUGCGCAAUGUGCUGUAACAAUGGGUGAUAUUCCAGCAUUUGAACGUUCAUUAGCUCAAUUGAAACCAUUUUACUUUGAUCUGGGUUUUUGUUUAUUUCUUCUUGAGGAACUUGAACUAUUACCACCAAAGGAUAUACAAAAUAAUCUUUAUUUAAAACAUCCAGUAUCAUUAGAACAAUAUUUAAUGGAAGGUAGUUAUAACAAGGUGUUCUUAGCUAAAGGUUAUGUUCCAUCACCGUCAUCCAAUUUUUUCAUGGAGAUCUUACUUAACACCAUACGAGAUGAAAUAGCGUAUUGUAUGGAAAAAUCUUACAGACGAAUUCCGUUUAAUGAAGCUGGAAAAAUUUUAUCUUUGAGCAAUACAGAUGAGUUAAAUCGAAUUGCACAGAAAAUAAUGGAUUUUAAUUUUUCUCAUAAAGUCACAGAAGCUGAAGAACAUGUACGUCAAGCUGACAAAUAUUUGAAAACGUCGUUGACCAACUGGAAACCCGAUUUGGAUAGUGCCAUAAAUGAAUUAGAAAAAGCUAUGUCCUGUUAUCGUAUUGCAAAUUCGUACGAUAAAUGUCUUGAAAUUUCGUUGAGAAAUGCUGAAUUACAACUUAAAAAAGAGUCAAAAUUUUUUGCUGCCAAAUCAUAUGAACAAGCGGCUACAUGUGCGCAACAAAUGAACGAUUUACCACAAUCAGCAAAGUAUUUUGAUAAAGCUGCACAACUGUUAAUCGAAGGAGGUCAGCGUGAUUCAGCUGUGAUCUUGUAUGAACGUAUUGGUCCUGUAUUUCAAAAUUUUGAUCGUUUAUUAGCUAUUGAUUUCUAUGUGAAAGGUGCUCGUAUAGCCGAAGUCGAUGAUAAAACACAUCAAGCGUCAGAAUUGUAUGAGAAAGCUGCCUUGCAAUCAAUACGUCAAUCACAAAAUUUCACACAAACCAGUGAAUUAUUAGAAAAAUGCUCACAUAUUCUUGUAAAAAUGGAACGUUAUGAUCGUUUAAAUCGUAUUUUACUUUAUCGUAUUUUAAUUAAAUUAUUUAUGGAUGAUUUUGUAGCUGCCAAUAAUUUGUUUGAACGUUUUUGUCAAGAAUAUCCAACAUUUGCCGAAUGGGAGGAAGCACAAAAUAUACAAAUGUUAAUAGAAGCAUUUGAACAAGACGAUCCAGAUUUAAUCAGUCAAAAUUGUCAGCGCCCGUUUUUUUUGGCAAUCGAUAAUGAAUUUGUUCGUUUAUUGAAAAGAUGGAUUAGACCAACGGCGACUAAGCGUCCUCAGAACGGUGCAGCUGUGGAAUCAAGUAGUAGUGGGGGUAAUCAUUCUGGAAUUAGUCAGACGACAACGAUAUCUACAGUGAAACCUCUUCAAUUAGAUGAAGAUGAUUUACGAUAA